Molecule: messenger RNA, 8758 nt
Organism: Calidris pugnax (ruff)
Lineage: Eukaryota; Metazoa; Chordata; Aves; Charadriiformes; Scolopacidae
Gene: EPB41L1
Product: erythrocyte membrane protein band 4.1-like 1
Exons: 25
Coding region: 181-5670 (1829 amino acids)
Biological process (GO): cortical actin cytoskeleton organization
Cellular component (GO): cytoskeleton; plasma membrane
Molecular function (GO): actin binding; structural molecule activity
Source: RefSeq, a predicted model, not a curated record
GGAAGGCAGCCCAGUUGCCGUUUGGGCUGCGGCUGCGGUGCAGACAUCAAUCACUGCGCGGGGGUGUUGGGGCUGGGGAAGAGACGGCUCUGCAGAAAGCGCUGCCUGGGACGCGGCGGCAGGGACGGGCUGCGCUGGCGGCAUGGGGACCUGGCACCAAGAGCGGGGUGACCAGCGGCCAUGACGACGGAGACGGGCCCGGGCUCAGACGUGAAGAACGCGCAGGAGGAGGCUCCACAGCAGCAGCUGGAGGCGGCUGCAGCCACCAACCCUGCCGGCCGGGACACCGAGGCCAAUGAGAAGCCCGGGGCACAGUCCGAUGCCCGAAAUACGGAGCCGGGCACAGACAUGGAGGAGAAGGACUACAGCGAGACGGACGGGCUCUCUGACAAAACAACCCCCAGCAAGACCCAGAAGUCACCCCAGAAAACCACCAAGAAAGUGAAGAGUGCCCUCUGCAGAGUGACCCUGCUCGAUGCCUCCGAGUACGAGUGCGAGGUGGAGAAGCACGCCCGAGGCCAGGUCCUCUUUGACAUGGUGUGCGAGCACCUCAACCUUCUGGAGAAGGACUACUUUGGCCUCACCUUCUGCGACUCAGACAGCCAGAAGAACUGGCUGGACCCCUCCAAGGAGAUCAAGAAGCAGAUCCGCAGUGGGCCUUGGAAUUUUGCCUUCACCGUGAAGUUUUACCCUCCAGACCCUGCCCAGCUCACAGAGGACAUCACAAGAUACUACCUGUGCCUGCAGCUCCGUGCGGACAUCAUCACGGGGCGCCUGCCCUGCUCCUUUGUCACGCAUGCCCUGCUGGGCUCCUACGCCGUGCAGGCCGAGCUGGGCGACUAUGAUGCUGAGGAGCAUGUGGGCAACUACGUCAGCGAGCUCCACUUCGCCCCCAACCAGACGCGGGAGCUGGAGGAGCGCAUCAUGGAGUUACACAAGACCUACCGGGGAAUGACCCCCGGGGAAGCGGAGAUCCACUUCCUGGAGAACGCCAAGAAGCUCUCCAUGUACGGAGUGGACUUGCACCAUGCUAAGGACUCAGAGGGCAUAGACAUCAUGCUGGGCGUCUGCGCCAACGGCCUCCUCAUCUACAGGGACCGGCUGAGGAUCAACCGCUUCGCCUGGCCCAAGAUCCUCAAAAUUUCCUACAAGAGGAGCAACUUCUACAUCAAGAUCCGCCCGGGUGAGUACGAACAGUUUGAGAGCACCAUUGGCUUCAAGCUGCCCAACCACCGCUCCGCCAAGCGUCUCUGGAAGGUCUGCAUAGAGCAUCACACCUUCUUCAGGCUGGUGUCCCCGGAGCCACCUCCCAAGGGCUUCCUGGUGAUGGGCUCCAAGUUUCGGUACAGCGGGCGGACGCAGGCGCAGACACGGCAGGCCAGCGCCCUCAUCGACCGCCCGGCGCCCUUCUUCGAGCGCUCCUCCAGCAAACGGUACACCAUGUCUCGCAGCCUUGACGGAGAGUUCUCGCGCCCAGCCUCUGUCAGCGAGAACCACGACGCCGCGGCGGAGGGCGAGAAGCAGGAUGAGGACGGUGAGUUUGGCAGCAGGAGACGGUCUGAGACGGAGGACGAGGAGGUGACCACCCCAACGAAGAUCAAAGAGCUGAAGCCGGAGCACGAAACAACCCCCAGGCACAAGCAGGAGUUUUUAGACAAGCCAGAAGAUGUUUUGCUGAAGCAUCAGGCCAGCAUCAAUGAGCUGAAACGGACCCUGAAGGAGCCCAACAGCAAGCUGGUUCACAGGGACCGGGACAGGAGGCUGCCUUCCUCACCAGCCUCUUCCUCACCCAAACAUGAAGAUGAAACACCAAAGGGAACCCCAGAAAAGGCCGGCGAGACGAUGGAAGAGGACACCUUAGACGAUUUUACAUCCGAGCACGGAGCUUCCCUAAGCAUGGAGUCUUUCACGCAGAAAAGCCUUGUCUCCUCUCCUGAGGGCUCGGAGCAUUGGGUAUUUAUAGAGAGAGAAACUCCUAGGCUGGAAGCAAUAGCUCUAAGGAAAGCUCUGGGAGUCAAGAAAGAAGAAUCCCAUGCAGGUACCUCAGAGGUGAAAAUGAGUGUGAGCAUGUCGAAAGUGGAGACGGCAGUAGGGAAAGCCAAGGAAGUGGCAGGCCAGGAAGAGCCAGCAAAUGCAGCCCUGGAUACCCGGACAAGAGCAAAAAUGAUCGCUAGUCCUGAGGAUUUUGAGUCUGUCUGGGACGAUGACCUCUAUGAGAAGGAAAGCAGGGGAGAGCCCGGGCAGGAGGCAGAGUGCUUGCCAGCUGAGAGCACAGAGGAGCCCCAGGGCAAGGAAGCAACCGCCAGUGAGCCAGGUCUGCCCAAGCCAUGUCAGCAGCCUGAAGAGAGGCAAAGGGCUAAGAUUUUGGGAGAAAACGAGGCGGCCUCCAAGGAACGUGCUUCAGCAGCCUCCCGGAAGCAGGAGGCCAGAGUGCUGGCCACAGGCACAGAGCUCAUUAAAAUUAAGGUGAAGGCUAGUGAUGACAGCUCGGAGACUUCUGCCACCCAGAGGAUCAUCUACUUAGGAGAUCCAGAGGAAGAGGAGGACAGUAAAAAACACCUGCUCUCAGAGACUGAGGGACGGCUUGGCUUAGAGGAGAGACCAGAAGCCACUGCGAACACCUCCGGGGAGGGGUCUGGGCAUGUGGCACCUGUGGCAGAAGGGUUCCAGCCCCCUUCCUCAGCCAGUCAGCAACACAGCGCAGCGUCUGGAAAACCUGCUGAAGCACCAGAGCAGCCCUGGACAGGCUGUGGUGGGACCAGCCUGGUGGGACGGCAGCAGGAAGGACCACCCUUGCAGCAAGAGAGGACACCUGUGGGGCUGACAGGCUGCGAAGUACCAAAGGGAGGUGAAGCUCUGCUUCAUUCUCAAGAGGUGGUACCAGAGGAGAUGGAUCUUCAAAGCCCAGUGGGAGGCUGGAAGCCAUGUGGCCUGGCAGGGGAUGGCCACGAGACUGAGGAGCAGAAAGGGGGCCCAGUACAGAGCCAGAACAUCUGCACGGGCACGGCAGUAGAGGGGCUCCCAGGAAGGACUGGAGCAGGUGGUGACAAGGAGGAAAGUGUCAGAGUGGUUCUUCAGAUGGAAGAGAUAGAGACCAAGUCUCCUCCAUCAGCUGUGCCUUGGCAGGGUCACUCUCACAGCACCGCGGGGUUGGAGGGGGAUAAACCCAGCACUCCCGACCCUACGGCCUUUCCCCAGCAACCCAGCGCCAUCCCUGCAGAGCCAGCCCCAGGCACUGAGCCGGAGGGCAGAGACCCAUCCCAGGCCACCAGCCCUGUGAGAGGUGUGGGCAUACCCAAGGGCAUCAACCCCCCGGCAGAGGUGGCACACGAGGAGGCAAGCUCUGAAGUAGGCAAAGGAGCACCUGAGGACAUGAGCCCUGUAGCAGAGGAGGCAAUACCCAGAGGCACCAGUCCUGAAUCUGAAGAACAACCCCAAAACAUGGGCUUUGCUAUGUGCAAACCACACCAAGGUGCGAGUCCUGUUGCAGGAGGAGCACCCCAAAACACAGAUGCUGCAGCAGAGUCGAUGCAGGUCAGAGGCCCAGCCACAGGGGAGGUGGCCUGGAACAUGGACCCUGUCACAGCAAGGGCAACCCAGAGCAAAGACCCUGCCACAGAAGAGCCACUCCAGGAGGAGAAGCCCAUGAUAAAAGAGCUCUCCCAGGACACAGGGCCCACAUCAGGGAAGCUGGCCAGACAUGAAGGCUGUGGGAUGGAAGAACUGUACCGUGACAAAAGCCUUGGCAUGGAAGAGCUGCCUCCCAGGGCAGAAGAAGCAGAACAACAGAUUGAGGCCAUAAUAAGAGACCUUCCCCAAGAGGGUCCUGUGGCUGGAGUGCUCCUCCACACUGCAGAUCCCAAAGCACAAGAGCCACCCCAGGACUUGGAGUUUAAUGUGGGACAAGAUCUCCUGGGCAGGAGCCCUACAGUAGGAGAAACCACCAGGGACAGUGACCUUGCUCUGGGGCAGCCACCGCAGGGUAAGUCUCCAUCCAAAGAAGCUGCUGGAAUCCCGCACUCCCACUCCCCUGGAGCAGGAUUGUGUCAAGGAAGCAAGACGUACCGGCUCUCUACCUUGAUCUGUGAAGGUGGGGGAGAGCUGCAAUUGAGUGGUGGGACACAUCAAAUAGAGUCUGGGUCAUUGAUGUGCAUGGCCGGGAGGACAGGAGCUGUGUCCCAGGAACACGGAGAUGUCCCCGUGGUCCCAGGAGGCUGGCAGGACAGCGAGAGCUACAGGAAAACUUCAGUGGCCUCUAAGAUCAAGAUGUUUGAGCAAAGUGAAGCAGAACGAAGGGGAACCCAGGAGGACCAAGAGCACAUCCCUGAAGCUGAGACAUCAGAAAAAGCAAAGGGGAAGAUGGGUCUGGGACAGGACAUGCUUUUGAACACAGGCCUCACCUCACCGCCAGCGAUGCCGGUCACUCCAGUGGGACCUGCGUCCGGUGUGGGCUCCUUGGCCCUUGGGCAAGGGGCUGGUUCAGGAGAAACCUCCCAGCCUCUCUCUCUGAAGGAAGAUGUUUCUGUUGACCUGGAGCACGAAGGAGAAGACAGUGGUGACCUGGCCUCCCCCGACUCUGGCUGCGAACUCACACUGGCAGAAGCCGUGAGCAAAUCUCAGGAACCAAGUGGGGAAGAAAAGGAUUUAUCUGACCCGUCAGUAAAAUCCAGCCUGAAAGAAGAGAAUUUAAAAACUGCUGUUCCAGUGGUCUUCCAGAGAGCGGGCUUGAGGGAGGGCGCGGAGGAGAGAGCUAAGCCACCUCGGCACAGGGCUCCCGAGAGUGACACCGGCGAUGAGGAGCAGGACCAGGAGAAGGACUCGGUCUUUCUGAAGGACAACCACCUGGCCAUCGAGCGCAAGUGCUCCAGCAUCACGGUCAGUUCAACCUCCAGCCUGGAAGCAGAGGUGGACUUCACAGUGAUCGGUGACUACCACGGCACUGCCUUUGAGGACAUCUCCCGGAGCCUGCCCGAGCUGGACAAGGACAAGAGUGAAACAGAAGAUGAAGGCCUGGUUUCCUUCCAGCACACUGACAAAGUAGUUGCCGGACUGGAAGAGGAUGUCAAAGGCAGGGAGAAGGUCUCCCAGCCCAGCUCAGAUGUCUCCCAGCUAGAGUCAUCAGCCCCGAAAGCAGAUGCUGUUACCGUCGUCCCGGGGCCGGGCGUGAAGAAGCCUGAAGCAGAUGGCUUCGCUCCCCACCAGGUUGGCACCACAUACACAGCCCAGGUGGAAGGAGGCCCCCCAGGCAGGGACACCACGGCCACUGCUCACGCUGGCACCGCAGAGACGUCACCAGCGACCUCAGAUCACAGCACCAAGGCUGGGAAAGGAGCUGUUCCAACGACAGACCUUCGCUCCCUCUCACCGAUCUCCAGCGGCUCUGCUGGGAAGGAAAUGCUCACCAGCAUAUUCAGUGCCACUGCGGAAACCCUCUCCACUUCCACCACUACCCACGUUACCAAGACUGUGAAAGGAGGGUUUUCUGAGACCCGAAUAGAGAAGCGCAUCAUUAUCACAGGAGAUGAAGACGUGGACCAGGACCAGGCACUGGCUUUAGCAAUCAAAGAGGCAAAACUACAGCAUCCCGACAUGCUGGUAACCAAAGCUGUGGUGUACAGAGAAACAGAACCUUCUCCAGAGGAAAGGGACAAGAAACCUCAGGAAUCUUGACCAACAUGUUGAUGGAAGUCGGCAUCUGUGUUCAAACCUGGAGAACAGCGGAGAAGGAGCCUUCAUGCUGGAUUUGUCAGCAAGACAUAGACAUCCUGGCUGCAAUGUUCAUGGCGAGAGACAAAAAUUUUUAAAAAAGGAAUAGCAAAUAUAUUAUAUAUAUAUAUACAUACAUACAUAUAUAUAUAUAUAUAUAUAAAAACAGGAAACAAAAUGCAUCCUUGCACUGCUGCUAAAUGCUGGAAAUGAAUAGCAAACAACACCACCAACAAACAAAGCCAACCCUCUGCAGAUAAAUUGAAGAAUUUACUGGAUUGGUGAUAAGAUAAGAUUUAAAACAUCAUAAUAAUAACAACAAUAAUAUUGUUAACAAUACAAUAAGCCACCAUCUUGCAUGUUACAUUAAAGGAUACACAAUCAUGAGUUCAUUUGUUGCACACUGAAUGGAAAGGAAAACUGCUUUGCAACAAAGCAAGAAAUAAGCAAACUGAAAUAAAAAAAAACCACAAGCAGAAGCAAAACCAUUCCCCACCUCUGGAAAGAAGAGAGAAAAACAUUGAAUUUGUUACCUUAGAGUUAUUUUCCAAUUUGCAAGUGUCGUUUUGCCCUUCUCAUUCCACGCUGGUUCUUUUGCAUCUUUUGGGGUUAUGUUAACUCUUCCCCUUCUGUUCCUGAUCUUCUUCUCUGUGCACUUGUCCAACCUCUUGUUCUCUGAAGGUAUUUAAAGAAUGGAUUUCAUUUCACACAAAGCAAAUGAUAUGUAUAUGGUUUCUCAUUUAUAAAAAAGCAGCCUGUAGGGGUUUCAUAUGGAUGUGCAUUUAAGUUAUGUAUAUUAUUAUAUAUAACGAGGGGGGAGGGAGGGAACAAUACUGAAAUAAUUCAACAGUGCUGGUAAAUAUGAUGACGACAUUUUUAAAUUAUUAACUCUUUGAUUGACUGUGGUUGGUGUAUUUUGAGACUCUUAGAUCACUCGUGGGACUCUCGGUCCUGCAAGAACCGGGAAGGUUUCAGACGCUGCUGUUCUCGGGGAGAGGACGGGGAGAGGGCGAGAGACGGGAGAUGUCCCGCCAGCUGGUCUGCAGGGGAUGGUGAUGGGGUUUGGAGGGUCAGUGGUGACUUGGAGGGGCAGGGAAGGAGGUUGAGGCUGUGUAGGGACGAUGGUCUCCCCGGCCCCCACCCAGAGCCACGGGGGUCGGCUGGGAGCAAGGUGGCAGCCACAGGACCACGUUCCUCGCUCCUCUCCAGCCCACUGAGCCGUGCCAGUGGUUGGGGUGGUUUUGCUUUGUUUCUGGAUUCCAGUAAUGAAGAUCCUUGAGCUUUGUAGUAGGGUGGAAGGCAGAGGGGUUGUUUCUGCCCAGCCUCCCCCGCUGCCCGGGGUGUGAUGGCAAGGGCCAGUGACAGCGAUGGUGGGGCAAUGGCAGUCCUUCCCCGGCCUGCCUGGAGCUGGGCAGUGGAGAGACCGAGCUGUCUCCAUCCCUGCACAGCGUUCCCAGCAUCCCAGGCUGGAGGAGAGAGCUCAGGCCCUCUGCACGAGGAGGCGCCUGUGGAGGAGAUGUCAGUGGAGCUGCCUUCCCCCAGCUCAUCCCAGCUCGGCUUUUAGCCACUGGCUUCCUCGCCGGCUGCCUUUGGAAGGGGAUCAUGGGCCAAGCCCAGGGCCUCGUACACUGUGAACCAGGCAGUUAGGGUAGACUUGGAACCAAAAUCAGAAAGGAAAGGAAAUAAAACGGGUUUCCUUCUAGGAAUCGUCUCUAGCUCCUGCGGAAACAGAAGGGCCCACGAAUUCUGCACCAUUUUGCCUUUAGUCUCUCACCCCUCACACAGACCCUGCCCAGAAAUAAACGUGUUUUGCCAGGCUCUGUGGUGGCUCGGAGGAGGACAGCGAGCAGGAGAGCCUGCCCCGCGAGGAUGCUGCGGGCAGACCCCGCUCACCACCUCUGCUGUCCCAGGAGAGACCCUGCUCCCUGGCAGCCACGGUUCACCAGGUGCUUGCGAGUAUGUCCCCGUGAAGUCUGUUCUCCUCCUGGCAGAGAGGUUUCUCCUGCCAGCCUGAAAGGUGGGGGCACAGGCUGCUUGGGACGUGGCCAGAGUUGCUGGCUGGCCCCAGCGCUGCCAGCUCCUGAGGGUCUCCCCAGCUUCCACCUGAGCACCUUCAGCUACCUUUAGAGACCAGACCCCCAACCAAAAAAGAGUUAAGGCAGUUGCAAACAGGCUCCUUUUCUCUCUUUUCUCUUUUGCUUUUUUUUUUUUUCCCAAUACACCCAAACCAGCUGUGAUCAGCAGUGGCACUCUCAGAGGGAGAGGAGGGGUGGCACAGGACUCCUGGUGCUGGUCAUCUUCAGCACACGGCGUGUUCCAUGCCCAUGCCAAUCUGGCCUUGACACCUUGCGACCCACCAGAGGCUACUGUGAAACUAGCUACUUGCUUUUGAGGUUGUGUAGUUAUAAAACCGAAGGUUACUGUUAAAAUUAGUGGCCUUACAGAGUUAGACUUGAUGUGCGCUUGGACUGAAAUGAGUUAUGUUUGGAGUGAGCAGAUCCAGUCCCCGGCUCCCGCAGCGUGUUUAAUGGGUGGCAGUGUUUAAAAACUUAAAAUAAAAUAAAAUUAAAAGAAAAAAAAAAAAGGAAAGAAAAAAAGCUCACUGCUUGUUUGCCUGGCGAGGUGUGGGUUUCUGCUGCUCAGCAACAACUGCUGCCCCCGCGGGCUCAGCUCCCCCAGCCUGCCCAUCACCGUGCUCCGUUCCAGAGCUGAUCACGGCUUGGUUUCUUCCAGGGGCCUUUCUGUUGAAAGGGGUGGGAGACACGAGUGCCUGUUUUUACCUGAUCCCACAAAUUCAUUCCAAACCUGGCCUGCGAUUGCAUGAGUAAUAAUAACAGUAACAAUAAUAAUAAUAUUUAUUUUUAUUUGAGAAGCACCUUACCAACCAACUGCAACGCUCUGUUGUUCCUUCACUAACUCUCCUUUUCUCUUCCCUUGUUCUCCCUCUCCCCCCUUCGGUCAUACUCCUUUUCAGUGCUCGGUGGUGUAUGCGUGUGUGCUCACUGUUCUUGUAUUCAAUAAAGGUGAAAUAAAUGUGUUUGAUGCUAAAUCA